Molecule: messenger RNA, 4398 nt
Organism: Scylla paramamosain (green mud crab)
Lineage: Eukaryota; Metazoa; Arthropoda; Malacostraca; Decapoda; Portunidae
Exons: 8
Coding region: 221-3148 (975 amino acids)
Biological process (GO): protein peptidyl-prolyl isomerization
Molecular function (GO): peptidyl-prolyl cis-trans isomerase activity; zinc ion binding
Source: RefSeq, a predicted model, not a curated record
UGUGCGCCUCCGCCUGGUAAUUACAAAAUUACAUAGAUAUUUACAUUGCAAUGCUCCAUCUCAUGGUGGGUGCAACGUAACAACAAAACGAUAUCGCUAUAUCGAUAUUUUAAUUAUGUAGACCUUAUUUUUCGCCAGUAAGGAAGAGGUGUUGGCGGUGCCAGGUGGGCGGCACGGCGAGGCAGAGCAGCAGUGGUGCGGUGGGUGGUGUGCGGGCAGGAUGUUCCGUGGCGGGGCAGCCGUGGCGGUGCCCACCACUCCCAGGCCGGUGGGGCGACUCAGCCUCCUCUCCCAGCCGGCAGGAGGACUUUUGCAGCAGACCGCCGGGAGCGGCCCAGCGUGGCGCCGCGCAGACCGGCUGCCCAAUCAACAACCACCACCUCCACCGCCGCCACAGACAAAUUGCGAGCUCAAGCAGAAAUGGAGGGCCGGACUGAGUCACAGAAUUUCCCGGAUUGAAAUAGAGGAGGCCCCGAAAACUGAGGUCCAGAGCAUCCCUCAGUGGAAGAGAAAACAGGAGCAGGAGAAGAAAGCAGAGGAGUCCGAGAGGAAGGUAGAGCCGCUAUGGAAGAGAAUACGAGAGACUGAGAAGAAGCAAGAGUCGGAGAGGAAACAAGAACAGCCAGAUAACAACAAGAUGGACGAGAAACAGAAUGAAACACAGCCCGACAUGGAACGAAGAAGACCAGAACCGUUGUGGAAGAAGAAACAGGAACCACAGAAACUUGAAUCAAAAGUAGAACCGGAGAGAAAAUCAGAUGCGGGGAAACAGGAAGUGACAAAGAACAAUGAAAUAAAAAAUAAUAUACAUCUAGAUAAAAAACUGGAGCUCCCGAAGACAGAAGAGGUUAAGAAAAUAGAACCAGUAAGGAAAUUGGAACCAUUAUGGAAAAGAAAACUUGAACCUGUGAAGAAACCCGAACCGGAAGUAAAAGAAGUCCCUCCGAAGAAAGCAGAACCAAUUUGGAAGAGAAAAAUAGAACCACAAGAAAAGAAAGAACCUGAAACUAAACAAGAACCGGCAAAAAAGCUAGAACCUAAAACUCUCCCUAAACUAGAACCGACCUGGAAGAGAAAAAUUGAAGUAGACGACAAAACAGAACCGAAAACUAAGCCAUUUCCUUCAAAAAUAGAACCACAAGAAAAGAAAGAACCUGAAACCAAGCAAGAACCGACAAAAAAGCUAGAACCUAAAACUCCCGCUAAACUAGAACCGACAUGGAAGAGAAAAAUUGAAGUAGACGACAAAACAGAACCGAAAACUAAACCAGAUCCUUUAAAAAAACAGGAACCAAAAAUACCAGGAAAAUUAGAACCGAUAUGGAAGAGAAAAGUUGUAGUAGAAGACAAAACAGAACCCAAAACCAAACAAGAACCUGUGAAAAAAGCAGAACCACUGUGGAAGAGGAAGAAGGAACCUGUAAAGGAACCGGAACAAAUGACUGAAGCGUCAAAAAAGCAAGAAAAUGAUGAGAAGACCAAAAAAGACCAAAGUUCCACCGAAGACCUGCCUGAAGAAGACGAAACCGAGAUCAUAUGUCCGUUAUGCUCUGAGCUCUACGACGAGGAAGAAUACCAGCCCGUCCUCCUACCCCGCUGCGGCCACACCUUCUGCCGCCCAUGCCUUACCACCAUCAAGUGCAAAGGUCACUUUCCCUGCCCCACCUGUCGAAAGCGCCAUCUCAAGCCACCCAUCGAGGACCUUCCUGUUCACAACGAAGUCCUCAUCAAAGCCAACGCCUUCAGGGAGGAGAAGUUCACCUUCUUCUCUAAAGCUUUGAGUCAGGGAUGCAAUGUGAGGACAGGGAGGUGCCAGACUCACCAGAAUCUCUUGAUGUACUGGUGCUACGACUGCCAGGAGCCUCUGUGCUCCUCCUGCCGCGUCAUGAAUGGCCACGAAGUUGUGAGGACGAGGGUGGUCCUGCAGAAUAAGCGGCAAGAGAUGAAGGAGAGCGGGAAAGCAAUUCUUGACAGUGUACUGGAGGAGAGGAAGAAGAUCAUCAACUUCGUGAGGUCUUGCUCGGUACAGCUUCUCAAGGCGUGCGAGGAGAGCACUGCAGUGGAAGGCUCCUCCAAGGACGUGAAGGAGAUGCUGGGUGACACCAGACAGACGGCAGACCUCAGCUUCGUCCUCAGGAGCCUCGAGCGCAUGAAGAGCAUCCUGGAUGUCUUCAAAAAGGCAAGCAAUGACUCAGAAUCUGAUGCAGACACGACGCCGAAGCCCAGACGACGAAGGGAGCGACGCCAGACCCACCAGGAUGGUGAUGCUGACACGAACGAAGACGCCAACUCUCCUAAGAAGAAGACAACUUUGAACUCUGCCGAGAACAGGAAACAGGAAAAGGAUGUUAUUGAGAACACGAAGGUGAACAAGACGAGGGAGAUUAGAGUCAACCACCAGCAGCCUGCGGCGGCAGGAAUGCAGGGCUCUGUUCCUGCCGAGGUGAUGAGCCAGGGACCGCUGCUGUCUCUGGCGGAUGGGUCGCUGUGGCCGCUGACAUGCUGCGUGUACACAGAGAAUGGCAGACGAGGAAGGCUGUCACGGAAAGGCGGCAGGCUGCACAUGAGCGCCCUCACUGAGGACGAGGAGGAGGCGCAUUUCAUGAUCAAGCUGCCGGUUAUCCAGAGCGUCAUCCCACAAGACAGCCCUGAGGUGUUUUUGGAGGUGGCGGUGGGGGAGCGACACUUGGGCCGCAUAUACAUCAAGUUAUGGGGACACUUGCGGCGCGCCCACCACUUCCUCGCCCUGUGCAUGGGUACUCACGGGCCCUCCUACCGGGGCGCUAAAUUCGAUGAGGUUUUCUCCAGAGGCUUGAAGGGAGAGUGUCUGCACGCGGGGCCCUACCUGACGCCAUCUGGAGACCUGAGUGCCCAGCGAGUUAUGGACGCGCUGGAGUGGGAUGGGGAGUUCAAAGGGAUCCAGAGGAAGGGAUUAGUAGUGGGUGCAGGCAGCGGCAGACCGGACAGAGACGCUUGCUUUGAUAUAUGUACCAUCGAGAACCCAAGCAGGCACUUUGCUUGUCCCUUCGGCGAGGUGGUGGACGGCUGGCCCACCAUAAUGGCCAUCCUGGAGUACAGACCAGUGCGUGCAGUGACCAUGGUGGAUGUUGGCGUGGUGGUGCCUGAUAGUGUCUUCCAUACCUCAUGAGGCUCACCACUGCACACACAGACAGACAGAGACAAACUGACGGACACACACAUACACACACACACACACACACACACACACACACACACACACACACACACACACACGCAAAUUGAGAUCCCCUCCCACCCCACGCACACACUUACAAAUACAUUUUACAUUUAUGAUUUUGCUUACUAUUCAUUAUUUUAUUGAUGUAGAAAACUGUUAUAUGCUGAAUUAAGAAAGGCAGUAUGUUUUUUUUUUUUUCUGCCACACAACAAAUCUUUUCUCCUUCCAAUCUUCUGUUACCGUUGCUUUGUCUCCUCUGUUCAUCUUCAUCCUCUGAGAUUCAUGCAGUCCAAUAUUACAACUCGAUGCAUUGAUGAACUGGCUAUACGGCUCAAAAUACUUUACCUUCUCUUCUUUACUGUUUUGCUGACACCUACACUGUCUUGUCGAUGCAAAUUUAUUCAACAUGGCAUUAUAUCACUCUUCGUCUCUUAUCUGACAUCUGCCUCAAACGUGUCGAACGAACUUAUCGUGUGAAGUUUCUGCAGGCAAGGAACAAGAAUGUGUGUGUGUGUGUGUGUGUGUGUGUGUGUGUGUGUGGAUGCAUAGUACCUAGGUAUUCAUGGUUAUACAUAGACAUACAUGUUAUCUGCAUAAGUAAUUUAAGCAAUAGGUUUUGCAUUCACAUGUGUAUCAUAUUAGUCUCCCACCCACUAGUAACGCGAUACAGGGACUGCCACGUGUAGCCCUGGCAACUUACAAUUUCCCUUAUUUUCUUAUGAUUUUAUGUUCUUGUGUGUGUGUGUGUGUGUGUGUGUGUGUGUGUGUGUGUGUGUGUGUGUGUGUGUGUGUGUGUGUGUGUGUGUGUGUGUGUGUCUGUGUGUGUGUGUGUAUGAAUGAAUGACAAGUGGCGUACCAUGUUUCAUUGUUUAUACCUGCUUCUUAAUGAAUUCCCUUUUACUUGGUGACUGCCUUUCUCAUCUGCUGCUGAAGAGUUCAUUAUAAGAGAGGUGAUGUUCCUGCCUUCUACAUGUUACAGGUGUUAUUAGAAUCUGAAAACCGCCUUUGCCGCCGGCUUUCGAGGUAAACUUUGGGAGCUGCACUGUUGUAUGGUAGCGGAUUUCAGUGGGAACUGAAUGUUAUGAUCUGCUAACUUGCGGCUGAUAAUUAUACGAUUUAUUGUUUUCGUAAAUUUAUUUUCAUGUUACUUCUAUAUUACUUCGAUAUAUCACACUGAAAAUAUAUGCCUCGACUAUCAA